UUCCUGCGUGUUAUUUCUCUCUCUCUCUCUCUCUCUCUCUCUCUCUCUCUCUUUCUCUCCAGUUAGAUUAACGUCAUCAUGGAAUUAAAAAGACCUUCAUUCCGCUGCAGUAAAGCUGGCUGUAGCGUUUAGAUAAAAGAGACGUGUUUCUGAUGUGCGGCAGCGGUUGAGAUCUUUGUAAGGAUGGAGGACGGAGAGCAGCUCGCGCGCCGCGGAGACGCCACUAUCGGUCGCGCGAGUCAGGAGCAGACGGAGCUGCGCCCGGAACCGGUGGCGCGUGACGAAACGGCAGAAGCGGGAGUGCGAGACACGGCCACGGUGGAGCGGAGACAUCCACGCAGCUGCCACGACGCUGUCAGACAGAGAGGCACUGAGGUCAGCAACUUGGCAAACCUCAGCACCCACGAUACAACACUGGAUAAAGUGCUGCUGCGUGAGGAGGUGCUGGCUCUGCAGGAGGAGGUGGCUGAGCUGAAGCGGAUGAAGGAGAUGCUGAAUAAGGAGCUGGAGGAGUGUGGGGGUGGUUGUUCUGCUGAGCUGCUCUCUGCCGCUGAACUUCGAGUGCAGCUCUCCCACCGAGAGCGAGACCUGGACCGUGCCAGCGAGGCUCUGCAGGCGAUGAAGGCGGACCGGAAGCGGUUGAAGAUGGAGAAAGCCGAGCUGGUGAAUCAGAUGCAGCAGCUGUAUGCAACGCUGGAGAGCCGGGAAGAACAGCUCCGAGACUUCAUCCGCAAUUACGAGCAGCACCGCAAAGAGAGUGAGGAUGCAGUGAAAGUGUUGGCUAAAGAGAAGGACCUGCUGGAGAGGGAGAAGUGGGAUCUGCGGCGUCAAACUAAAGAAGCCACCGAACUCGCGGUUGCACUAAGAUCCGCACAGGAGCUGAAAGAGAACAGAAUCAAAGAGCUGGAGGCAGAACUUUCUAUGAUGAGUAACUAUGUGGCCCAGAAACUCGAGUGUCAGCUGUUUGUUCGAGCUCCCGAAAAGCCAGUCUCCCCCAGAAACAUGUCGGCUAAGCAGUCUUUGGCAACGCUCACUAAGGACGUUCCUAAGCGCCACUCUCUGGCCAUGCCCACAGAGGCUGUCGUCAAUGGCAACCAGGAGUGGGUGAUGCAUGCGGAGAUGCCUCUUACUGCAGCCAUCCGUCAGAGUCAACACAGCCUUUACCACACUCUCGACAGACAUGUGUUAAAGGCCAUACCACAGUGUGUGUGUGAUGUUGAAGGAGUGUGUAUGGCGCACGCCUCCGGCAGCCUCCGCCUCAGUCCCUGUCACUCACGGCAAACGUCAAUGAUGUCAGACGCCUCUGCAAUGGAGGGCGAGCGAUCAUCCACGCCGUCUGAGCUCAACUCCCCACGACACAGAACACACUCUCUCUGCAACUCCUUAGAAGAUCUAGAGGACCAGAAAAGGAGAAAGAAGAAGGAGAAGAUGGGUCUGAGCUCUCUGUCACGUGUGUUUGCCCGAGGAAAACAGAGGAAGUCUCUCGACCCUGGCCUUUUCGACGGUACCAACACACCUGAGUACUACAUAGAGGAGGACGCUGACUGGUGAUCCAGCCACACAGCCUCUCUGACCUCUGUGUGUCUGUGUGUGUUUGUGUGUGCAAGUGAGAUAGUGUCAUUAUGACCGUAUGAGGUGUGUGUGUCUGUGUGUGUCCUCGCAUUGCUGCUGACUACAAAAGCACAAGUUUAGAAGCACAAACUCGGAUCAGUCCUGCAGCACGCCUGCUCAACAUCUCCUAACCUUUUCAUCCUUCAUCUACACUGAAUCUUGCUGUACUUUCUCUGGAAACUUGAAAGGACCUGCUGGAUUUGUAAAUAACAAAAUGCAUUGUAGUACAUCCUGUGCUUGUAAUCGUCUCGUCCGAAAUGCGUUUCGUUUAAUUUAACCUUGUCUGCUGUGAGCGUGUGUGUGUGUGUGUGCGUGUGUGUGUCUUUGAUCAUGUUUGCUUUGUUUUCCUGCUCAGAAGUGGCAAGCAGAUAAGUUUCAGAGGCUCAGGUUUAGACCCCGAUCAGGUUUAGACCAUGCACAUCAACCUGGGCUGAGUUAAUACACUCGUUAAUACACACACCAACAACACAUAUGAUUCAUAUCGAAAUCUAAGAGUCUCGUUGUUAUCCUCACACAUCUCCGGCCUACGUGAUAUCACAUAAUAUGGAAAUGUUUUGAAGCUGAUUCUGUCUGCCUGCUUUUCCUACAGGAAUGCUCUUAAUAAUCUGUCACACCGGAUAUGGCUUUCCCUUCAACACUGAUCCAUGACCAAUUUGGAAUGCUCAAUUAAUCACAAAUCCUUGGGUUUGUUAUUUUUUAAUUUUUAAUUUUAUCAGAUCCAGAUCUGGCAUAAGAUCAGUGACUUAAGGAAAGCUUUCCUCCUCCUCCUCCUCCUCCUCCUGCUCCUCCUUCUCCUCCUCCAACAAAUGUAUAAAGGGAUGUCAUGAAACCACAGCUGUCAUUGCUCCUUGCAGAUGAAAUAGGAUUGUGUGUAUUUAACAAAGCCCAGAUUUCCGACAUAUCAUCCAAGGCUUAUGACUCACUUCUUGCCUUUUUGUCUUUUUUUUUUGUUUGUUUAAAAACAUUCUUUUCAUUCCAUGGCUAAAACUUGAUGUUGUGAAAAUGUGAAUACUGAAUUAACUCUCGGUCAGGGAGUAAAGUAGCUUUUAACAGUAAAGAAAACCUCUUCAUGGAUGUCUGGGACUGUGUGAAUCAUAGAAAUCUAAAUAGCAUGGAAACAAAUGUUAAAACUAUUAUAGAAGUAACUAUUUUGAAAUAAAACCAAUGCCAUAAA
Molecule: messenger RNA, 2785 nt
Organism: Tachysurus vachellii
Lineage: Eukaryota; Metazoa; Chordata; Actinopteri; Siluriformes; Bagridae
Product: kazrin-A-like
Exons: 9
Coding region: 184-1551 (455 amino acids)
Source: RefSeq, a predicted model, not a curated record